Molecule: messenger RNA, 591 nt
Organism: Alternaria infectoria
Lineage: Eukaryota; Fungi; Ascomycota; Dothideomycetes; Pleosporales; Pleosporaceae
Exons: 3
Coding region: 1-591 (196 amino acids)
Molecular function (GO): O-methyltransferase activity
Source: RefSeq, a predicted model, not a curated record
AUGCACGGUGUCGGCAACUACCGAAACGAUUACAAGAUCCCCCAAUACGUACAGCCAAGAGAAUUCCCCGUUCUCUACAGCAUAUGGAAUGAGCAUGUACAACACUUCAAGUCCUUGCGUUUCGUGGUCCAGGACAUUUCCCAGGAGAUGCUCGCACAGUCCGAAGAGAUGGUCAUCCAGGAACUCGAAGGGCGUGUCACGUUCCAGCAACAUGAUUUCUUCGAUACGCAGCCGGUGGUCGACGCGAAUGCCUUCUUUCUUCGCCAAUGUCUCCACAACAACAAUGACGACAACUGCGUCAAGAUCAUACGCGCUCUUGUACCGGCGCUUGAAAAGUGUGGGAAGGACACACCUCUGCUCAUCAACGAUGUUAUCAUGCCCGAAAGCGGAACGAUGACUCGCCAUGAGGAGCAUCAUCUGCGACAGGUAGACAUCUGCAUGAUGGUGACAUUGGGAGCAAAGCAGCGUACCGAGAAGGAGUUCGAGAAUUUGCUGACGCAAGCUGAUCCGCGAUUGAAGAUCAUGAAGGUCUGGCCUAAUCCCUUUGGCGUUGGGUUACUAGAGGUACAUCUUGGUACCACCAAUCAUUGA